AUGGACACUGAAGACGGCACCGUCAAGCAGCUUGAGGCUUCCCAGGCCCCCGAGGCGCCUAUCCAGGCUGAUGCAGGGCCAUCAACGGGUGUCACAUCAACUCCGGCUCCCGUCUUGUCGAAGAACCAGCAGAAGAAGGCGGCGAAGCGGGCCCGCGCACAAGAGCACAAGCUCGAGAAGCGCGCAGUAGAACGUGUCCGCCGCCGCGAGCGCCAGGCCGACCUCAAGAAGGGCCUGCGCGAGGGCACGCUCACCGAUGCAGAGCGCGAAAUCCUCGACAAGUCGCGCGAGCUCAAACGCGCCCGCCGCGCUGCUACAAAGGGGACAGAGGAGAACGUGUGGCCUGGCGCCAUUGUUAUCGACCUCGGCUUUGACAGCCUCAUGAUGGACGGCGAGAUCACGUCGAUGGUCUCGCAGCUCACGUACGUCUACGCCGCCAACCGCACGGCCAAGCGCCCCGUCUCGACUGUGCUCCACACUUCUUUCUCGCCUGAGACCAGCCCGCGGUUGUGGGACAAGAUGGCGCGGGCACAGUGGCAUCGCUGGAAACGUAUGUUCUUUUGGGCGGGAGGGGUGGAUGCCCUCUCCACCCGGAUGGGGGAGGAACGGGACAAGGAGGUUACGGUGGAAAUGCCUGUCAAGAGCAAGCCCACUCGCGACGUGCCGUCCUCUGAGGAUCUCUCCGACCCACACCUUCCCUUCCCGGCCUCCAGACAGCUCGUGUACCUCUCAGCAGACGCUGAGGAGGAGCUUUCCACCCUCUCCGAGGGCGAAGUGUACAUCAUCGGUGGGAUUGUGGAUAGGAACCGACACAAGAACUUGUGUCAAGGCAAGGCGGAGGGGCUGGGUAUCCGAACCGCGCGCCUGCCGAUCGGGAGCUUCAUCGAGAACCUCCCAACACGCAAGGUGUUGACAGUCAACCAGGUGUACGAGAUCCUGCUGAACUACCUCGCGCUUAAGGACUGGAAGGCGGCAUUCGAGGCUGUCAUCCCACAGCGCAAGUACUUCCAAAGCAAGGACCAGAAGAAGGCGGCUAAUGUGGCCAAGCAUGGAGAAACUGGCGAGGAUGGCGAGGAGGGGAGAGAGGGAGAAGAGCUGGACCAGGUCAUGGAAGAAGCCAUGAAGGAUGAGGAGAUGGACGAGGAGGCGGCCAUGAACGGGUAG
Messenger RNA from Cutaneotrichosporon cavernicola, 1164 nucleotides. RefSeq lists its product as uncharacterized. Bases 1 to 1164 code for a protein of 387 amino acids. Lineage: Eukaryota; Fungi; Basidiomycota; Tremellomycetes; Trichosporonales; Trichosporonaceae. Gene Ontology annotation, cellular component: nucleus. Gene Ontology annotation, molecular function: tRNA binding. The transcript is spliced from 3 exons. Gene Ontology annotation, biological process: tRNA N1-guanine methylation. The record is from RefSeq and is a predicted model, not a curated record.